Asterias rubens (European starfish) is the source of this 2059-nucleotide messenger RNA. Its product is annotated as protein spinster homolog 3-like. The record is from RefSeq and is a predicted model, not a curated record. The transcript is spliced from 11 exons. Lineage: Eukaryota; Metazoa; Echinodermata; Asteroidea; Forcipulatida; Asteriidae. Gene Ontology annotation, cellular component: membrane. The coding region runs from base 205 to 1695 and encodes 496 amino acids. Gene Ontology annotation, biological process: transmembrane transport. Gene Ontology annotation, molecular function: transmembrane transporter activity.
CGGCAAGAUCGGGGGAAAUCCAACUGUUUACAUCGGACGUGUUUGUGAAAAUGUAACUCAACAUGCAUGCCAGUACGACGACAGGAGAGCAUCAAACUCAAUAUCAAUUGAGGUAGCCUUCAGAGGGUAGAUUUCAACCCUAUGAGUGCUAAUAUUUACCAGACGGGUACUGAGUAUCCCUGAACAACCACCGUGCAUGCUGUCAUGGGUCAGUUUUGCUGUAAGAAGUCAGGGUACCGGGCGAGGGAGGACAGCGAUGUCAGUGAUGUCAAUGUACCGACAGUCUCAACACCAAAGGCCGUACUGUCUCUGUUGAUUAUCUUCGCUGUUUACGUAGGGGUGCAAGUCGUUAGCCUUGCGUACCCCGUUCUUUUUCCAGCAGGUCUUAGAUGCUACCAGAACUACACAAGCACCUGUGAUAUGAACAUCAAGUCUAAGAAUGGUUGCCAGGUAGAUUGCAUAGAAUUCACUGAUACUCAGCAAGGUAUCUUAACAGGUUUGACUCUCACCGCUGUCUACCUCAUUGCUGGUAUCCCGUUAGCUAAGGCUACCGGGGUUGGUUCCCGUGUUCCGGUUCUGGCAAUCGGGCAACUCAUCCUGACGGGAAUGGCGAUAUUGACCGCUUUCAGCAGUCGGUUCUUUAUUAUUUUGUUGGCGAGGCUUGGUGCUGGCCUUAGCGAGGCUGCAUGUACCCCGGCUGCUUACUCCCUUAUUUCAGACUACUUUGUUGUCAUGAAUCACGCUAAAGCGUUGUCCGUUUACCACUUUGCCACAAAUAUAGGGGUAGCGGCAGCCUUCAGCCUUGGCUUCUUAAACUUCUAUGUAUGUUGGAGAUGGGUGUUUCUUAGCUUAGCUAUCGCUGGAGGGUGUGUCUUUCUUCUGGUCAUCUUCUUCCUCCGAGAGCCGCCGUACGAUUCUUCAGAUUCCUUAAUGAGCAGUCAGGAUUUAUACACGAUUACGGAAGUAUUUCAGCGACUCAUAAGGAACAGACCCUACGUAUACCUUUGUUUAGCUUCAUCAAUGCGUAACGUCUCAACGUACGCGCUCUGGGCGUGGCUGCCCACUUUCUACUCCAAGGUUCUGUCUAUACCAUCGGAGGAAUACGGUGUGAAUAUCGCCCUCGUUGUUCUAUUCGGGGGAGGUUGUGGCUGUGCAAUAGGGGGCAUCUUAACCGACAGGAUAUCAAGGCGGCAUAAACAAAACAAGACCUACGUGAUAGCAAUCAGUCAUCUCACUGCAGCUUCGCUGAUGAUCGGAACGUUGUUGACGCUAUCACCAUCAGUCUCAUUUGGUUUACUCUUUCUCUACUGUCUGGUCGCUGAGAUGGCCCCUGGUCCAGCCUCUAGUAUUGUCCAGGAUCUGUUUUCAGCGAAUCUACGAUCGAGUGCCUUUGCUGCAUAUGUUGCCAUCGGUAGCAUUGUAGGUAGUGCAGUGGGACCAAUAUUGGUCCCGGCCAUCACAUCCCUCCAUCUCUCAUGGCAUGCAUGCGACCAGGGAGUGGGCGUGGCCCUAGCCAUCGUCGUACCCUCCUUCUACCUCCUCUCCAGCCUCCUCUUCAUCAUCACUGGCUUCCUGAUGCCCACGGAGGAGGCCCUCAACGAAGAGACGAUCUACCUGAAGUACGAGACGAGUGAGGUUGACGCCGAAAGCGAGGCAGAGAGGGAAACGCUCUUUUAUGGAUCGCUGUCCAUCUGAAAGUCUUUCAGGUCAAAGGUUAAGGUCAUGCCAGACAAGCCAAUUUUUUCAUGGGUGCGUUCCAUUAGCUACCCUAAAUUGCUAAGCAAUAUUUUCUUCAUAAGCAGAUCUGUAACAAAGUGCUAACUAGUUGUUGCAACGCUAAAGCUACUAAGCAAUUGUUUCUGCAUAGGAAACUGGGUCUACAUGUAGGCGUAAAGAAGCCAAUCUUAUAAGUUUGACCCUCGACAUCAAGCAGAAAUGCAAGGUCACUUUUACUGAGAAAUCGUGUGAACGUUUUAGAACAAAAUCACGGCCGAGUGGUUAAGAGCAUCGAAUUCAAGUUCUGGUGCUAAUUCACCGGAGUGUGGGUUCGAAUCCCGGU